GUCUUGAGCUACGUGAUAAGAUGGCGUCCUAAAAGUUGAAAGUUGAAGCUUGCAUUCCUAAAAUAGUUCAGUGUGAUUGUUUAGUGUGUAAAUAAAUCAAAAUAACAUAUUUUUCAUGUUUCUGAUAACGGCGGCAGAUAACAAAAAAAAACAUUUCUACCUUUAACUCUAAACCGUUUACUUGCAGUCGAGAGAGCCUCUUAUCGUAUUAGUGGGAAGGCAAUGUCCGAGGAGUCGGAACGGCACGGGGAGUCGGCGAGUGACGCCUCAGGCGGCGGCGGUACGAACGUGGCGCGGGUGUUACUGACCUCCCACCAGCUCGACGCCGCGACCGCGGAGUCGCUUCGAGCCUCGUGGAGAACCCAGGACUUGUACAUUGACCACCUCGAAACUUUGAACAAACAGUUGGAAGGAAGCUUGGAAAAAACGAAAGAGAUAGAAGAUAGAAUAAAGCAACAGUAUGCGGAAUCACAGCACAGAGAGAAAAUCCUCGUUCGACGAUUGGCAGCUAAGGAGCAGGAGAUUCAAGAUUAUGUAAGUCAAAUAACCGAAUUAAAAUCAUCACACGCGAGUCUCAACGGCAGACCGUCCCUAUUAGACCCAGCAGUUAAUAUGCUAAUAUUGAGAUUGAAGCAAGAGUUAACUUCGACCAAAGCUAGGUUAGAGGAAACACAAAACGAACUCUCAGCUUGGAAGUUCACGCCCGAUUCCAAUACAGGCAAGAAACUGAUGGCCAAAUGCAGGCUCCUGCAUCAGGAGAAUGAGGAGUUGGGCCGGAUGACGUCGAGCGGACGGAUAGCGAAGCUAGAAGGUGAUCUGGCGUUACAAAAGAGUUUUAGCGAAGAAGUAAAGAAAUCACAAUCAGAACUGGACGAGUUCCUGCAAGAGCUCGACGAAGACGUGGAGGGUAUGCAGAGCACAGUGCUGUUCCUACAGCAGGAGUUGCGAGCGUCCACCGCCACAGUGAACGGCAACCGAGUGUCCUCACCCACUGACAAACGGACUUAUUCAGGCAGUGACUGUAGCGACACCCCGGUGGGAAAGAGGAGACGGGGCUCUGUCCUCUCGUUGGACUACAACGAAGAGGAAGAACCCCUCACUGUCACAAACGGUGAGGCUGACUAGCCCUGGAUGUCUGUGCACCCUCGUCGCACACGCCGUUUCCAUAUGAACUAGUGAAAAUUGUGAAUUACUGUUUUCCAUUCUACCCCGCCUUUGGCUGUUUCGUUGACUCGAAAUUUUCCAAUGAAUUCUUUGUGAGUGAUCAUCGUUUAUAUAAAAAUUUAAAAAUAAAAAAAACGCUCCUCAUCGGUGUCACUCGCUUACAAAAUGUGAAAAUGCUUCUGUAUUAGGACAUGUUGAAGUGUAUUUCUCUACAUAUGUACUCUGUUAAAGAAAAAAAAUAUAAUAUAAAUAUAGACAAGUAUGGUGUCAUUUCCAUUGACAAUGAAUUGGUGAUGAUCGUGUCGAAUGUGAUGAUAUUACAAAGAUAAUGAUGAAACAAGUUGAGUUUGAAAUAGUUUGCGUUUUAUGCACAAGGUGGACCAUGUGAUCAGAAUUAAUAGUGAAUCGUUUGUAUUUGUUGUAUGCAUAUUAAAAUAUUAAGACAAACACUUGAGUUGACAAUUUUAUAAUUUAUUUAUGUAAAGUGCAUUAUUACUUGUGAUAUAUUAGAUCCCAAUACUUAUAUAAUAUAAUAUGUCAGCAAUGUUUUUUUUUUGCCUAAUUACAUUUUAUGGCAUUUGUUUUUUUAAUGCCGAAGUAAAUGAGGCAAAGUCCUCGAUACAUGUAGCAAUAAUGUCGACACCAAGCCUAAUAUAUUUAAUGAAUACCACGUUUUUAUUGAAUUUGUGAUUUUCUACAUAAAAUGUUUCUAUUUUCAAAUUACGAUUAAUGUAUAUAUAGAGCUAUGUUAAUAAACAUAUUACUGUCCAUA
Molecule: messenger RNA, 1936 nt
Organism: Pararge aegeria (speckled wood butterfly)
Lineage: Eukaryota; Metazoa; Arthropoda; Insecta; Lepidoptera; Nymphalidae
Gene: fl(2)d
Product: pre-mRNA-splicing regulator female-lethal(2)D
Exons: 5
Coding region: 223-1125 (300 amino acids)
Biological process (GO): regulation of alternative mRNA splicing, via spliceosome
Cellular component (GO): nucleus
Source: RefSeq, a predicted model, not a curated record